AUGCAUCAUUCCACUGGUCGCAGUAAUAGCAGUACUUUCAAGCCCAAUGCAGCACUGAAUGAUGACUGGAGCCAGGUCUCUGAUCCUAUAGAGCGCCGACGCAUGCAGAACGAAUUGCGCAACGAAGAAGGGUCAUAUGCUGAACCCAUGGCUCCUCCCGAAGCUACGCUCCACAAGUCAUGCUCCAAGCCACUGCAAGCCAACAAGGUCAUCGAAGACGAAGCAAACCCCCCUAACGGCCCCAAAUAUCAAGCCCUUGUUCCUUGA
Molecule: messenger RNA, 267 nt
Organism: Penicillium daleae
Lineage: Eukaryota; Fungi; Ascomycota; Eurotiomycetes; Eurotiales; Aspergillaceae
Exons: 2
Coding region: 1-267 (88 amino acids)
Source: RefSeq, a predicted model, not a curated record